CACACACACACACACACACUGUUAUUCCCCCUUCCCUCUGACAGUCCCCCUCAUGCAACAGUCCGCUCCCUCGCUCCCAAUUUAGUCCCCGCUGCUCUCAGGGACUGGAGCACAGUUGGAUCAUGCUCAGGAGGUGACAGGAGCAGCCCCAGUAAAACCGUCUCUCUCAGCCUGCUCCGUCCACUCCUCUCCCUCUAUCCAGCCCAGCCUCUCCUCUCUUCAGCCUCAGAGCCAUGGAGUCUUCCCAUGAGGUCCCCUUCAUGGAUGGUCUCACUAUGAAGGAGAUAGCCCCAGCCUCGGCCCCAGAUGCCAACGUCUACACCAAGUUCAUGAGGAACCACUGCUGCUAUGACGCCAUUCCAACCAGCUCCAAACUGGUCAUCUUCGACACCACCUUGCAGGUAAAAAAAGCUUUCUUUGCUCUGGUGGCGAACGGUGUUCGGGCGGCGCCGCUGUGGGAUAACAAGCUGCAGUGUUUUGUAGGUAUGCUGACCAUCACAGACUUUAUCAACAUUCUCCACCGGUAUUGGCAGUCUCCUCUGGUAGAGAUCUAUGAACUGGAGGAGCACAAGAUAGAAGACUGUAGAGAGGAAUUGCUGAAGUACUCCAACCAUACUCUGAUCAGUAUCACACCUGACUCCAGCCUUUUUGAUGCCAUCUAUUCUCUGCUGAAGUAUAAGAUCCAUCGGCUGCCUGUGAUCGACCCAGAGUCUGGCAACGUCCUGCACAUCCUCACCCACAAACGCAUCCUCAAGUUCCUGCAUAUCUUUGGCACCAUGAUACCAAAGCCUCGGUACCUCCAGAAGAGAAUUGAGGAGGUGGACAUUGGAACAUUUAAACAGAUUGCUACUGUCCGGGAGACAGACACGGUGUACGACGCCCUGGCCAUCUUCGUACAGCGGAGGGUCUCCGCUCUGCCAGUGGUCAAUGAGGAGGGGAAAAUCAAGGCCCUGUACUCCAGGUUUGAUGUGAUUAAUCUGGCCGCUCAGAAGAAUUACAAUAACCUGAACAUGACCAUGCAGGAGGCGAUCAGUAGCAGGGCCUGCUGUGUGGACGGGGUGCUGAAGUGUUACCCUCACGAGACUCUGGAGACUAUCAUCGAUCGUAUUGCUAAGGCAGAGGUCCACCGUCUCGUGCUGGUGGAUAAAGAUGACGUGGUGGGGGGGAUCGUCUCGCUCUCUGACCUCCUCCAGGCCCUGGUCUUGACCCCGGCAGAGAUUUCACAAAGAGCUCAAACUCUGACCACUGAAGACAAAUUGGGACACUAAUAAUGAAUGAAGACAGAAACUCUGUACUGAAUGGAAAGGAACUCGACCCCAGUGCUGUACUGGGCUGUCCGCACCACCAUCUGUAGCGCCAUGCGGUCGACAGUGAUGCACUUACCGUACCAAGCAGUGAUGCAGUCAGUCAAGAUGCUCUCAAUGAUGCAGCUGGAUACAUUUUUUUGAGGAUCUGAAACCAAAUCUUUUCAAAAUUGGGAACAACAACAAUGGGAAGAACAUUUUCUUUGGGAACAGUAGAAACAGAAAGGUGUCUGGGGGGUGAAUGGGAGGGAGUCUGCCAGGAAGGACAGCAGUCUGCCAGGAAGGACAGCAGUCUGCCAGGAAGGACAGCAGUCUGCCAGGAAGGACAGCAGUCUGCCAGGAAGGACAGCGGUCUGCCAGGAAGGACAGCGGUCUGUCAGGAAGGACAGAGGUCUGCCAGGAAGGACAGCGGUCUGCCAGGAAGGACAGGAGUCUGUCAGGACUUGAGGCUGCCAGGACAGGAGUCUCCUGAUGAAGAAGGAGCCUCACCUAUGACCUUACCUACACCCUGACACUGGCCUCGCCUGCUGCACAGAUAUAUACCCCUCUUUAUCCUGUCUACCCCCUGACCCUACCUAACCCCUGACCCUGCCCACCCCCUGACUCUGCCUACCCACUUACCCUACCCACUUACCCUACCUAACCCCCCCUG
Oncorhynchus tshawytscha (Chinook salmon) is the source of this 1956-nucleotide messenger RNA. It is a transcript of the gene prkag3b, whose product is annotated as protein kinase, AMP-activated, gamma 3b non-catalytic subunit. The record is from RefSeq and is a predicted model, not a curated record. NCBI's taxonomy places the organism in Eukaryota, Metazoa, Chordata, Actinopteri, Salmoniformes, Salmonidae. The coding region runs from base 234 to 1268 and encodes 344 amino acids. The transcript has 14 exons.